Messenger RNA from Amphimedon queenslandica, 2526 nucleotides. RefSeq names its product protein EFR3 homolog B-like. Gene Ontology annotation, biological process: protein localization to plasma membrane. The coding region runs from base 20 to 2356 and encodes 778 amino acids. Gene Ontology annotation, cellular component: plasma membrane. The record is from RefSeq and is a predicted model, not a curated record. Lineage: Eukaryota; Metazoa; Porifera; Demospongiae; Haplosclerida; Niphatidae. The transcript is spliced from 15 exons.
ACAUUUGCUUUGAUCCAAAAUGUCUACAGGUUGCUGUGGUGUCUGCUGCCAUAAGCCUCGUUAUAAGCGACUGGUGGACGGUCUUUAUCCAGAAGACGUCCAGAAUGAAGACCCGCUUACCCAAGACCUGGACAAGCUCCUCUACCUGGCUAAAUCCGACCCACAGAGCUUGGACGAUGUUGGAGAAUAUUUGACACAAAAAUUGAGACGAGCCCUUUCUAGGGACAGAAGAGGUCAUGUGUGUGUUUCGCUGAAGAUAAUGGAUAAGUUACUCUUGGAAGUUAGACUGGAGCAUCUGAGAUUAUUGGCAGAGAGCUAUCUUAACAUGAUACACGAACUAUUAACGUCGAAUAGACACUUUUUCCAAAACUUAGCGGCCAAUUCAUUUGUAGCGUAUGCCGAAAGAGCUGAAGAGAGUCCGCCAUAUCAUCGUCAGUAUGACUUCUGUAUCGAGAGGUUUGCCGCCAUGAGUUUAUUGAAGAGAGAGGAAGAUGAAACCAUUUAUAAAGAUUCGAGACUGUGUGGUUUGAGAGCCCUCAGAGCUGUAGUACAGAAGAUAGGACCAGAGGGUAACAACCUCUGGGACUCUGACCAUCUAAACAAGAUUAUACCAGCCUAUCUCAUUAACAUGGAGGCCCAUACUCCUACCAGAAGCCUAGAGGAGGAGGCUGAGAGUGAUGCCAAUUGUGGGAUAUUGGCAGAAACAGGAGAGGCAGGACUUAAGGAAAUAGUAACCGUAGCUUCACUCACUCAUGCUAAUGCAAUACUGCACCCAGUGCUCUGUCAUUUCGAUCUUAAUUCUGUUUGGAUUAAUAAGAGCCAGUUUGCAACUGAUACGUUUGUAUUGAUAAUACAAACAAUGCAACCACAGGUCCGUUAUCUAGCGAUACAGUGCCUCCUGGCUCACUUGGACAGUAAAACAAGCACUGAAUAUCAACUGAAGAACGGAAUAUUGAACGUACUAUCAUCUUGUGUUGGAGUAGCCACUGAUGGAUCUAUUGGACCCUCUGUUCUUGAUGUUUUCAGAACCCUUGUCAAGCACUUGCGUAAAUCUAUCGAAGAAUCAACUAGCGUACAAGAUCAAGAGAAGAUAUUCUAUGAGACUACAGUGCGUAUAGUAGGAGAGUUUGCAUCAGUCCUGCCAGACUAUCACAAUCCUGAUAUACUCAACCUCAUAUUCUCUUAUAUGCCACUGGAAGGAGAUGGGAACAUUAGAGCACUGAGAGCAUGCAAUGAGAAAGAAGUGAAGUUGAUUUCGCUCCUUGUCCAGUGUCUCUGUGUUGUGGCUGAUUCUUCUCAUCCAACUGUCCUCGAGUCCACACUCCCUGAGAGUCUAUUGGUCUCCCUCUCUCAGCUGUUUGGUAUAGAGAGAGCAGACAUACAACUCAACGUGAUGCACCUCUGGCAUAAAAUGAUAGACCACAAUGAGAACAAGACCAAAGUCCCUUUUGACACGAAGUGGACGUCUAUUGGUGAACAUGGUUUAGUACUGGGUAAUGCCCCAUUAAGGUUUAGGCACUCGGCACGUAAAGUAGUCUUCCCUAAAUUACUAGAACUAGCUCACGGGCUCUUUGCAAGUACAGAGGAACACGUCAAAGCAUUUUACACUCUUCUCUUACUCUUCACGCUCGAGCUCACUCCUACUGGAAUAAAAGAGAUCUUAAUAUUGAUAGUCGAACUUGAGGACUUGGCAACUUCAAGUCAAACAGAGCUAGCUAUUAAGCACAUUAAUGCUAUACAUGCUUGUAUUGCUGGCUGUCUCCAUAUUGUAUCCAUUAUCAGCGAAGACGAGAAUUUAAAGAGUUAUAUUGGAAAGGUCAUUGAGUUGAGGAGGAAAUCUUAUAAGCAUCUUCUGCCAGAAGUGGCCCUGGGAGAGGAAGGGGCUGAGAGUUCAGAGGCUGGAUUCCAGUUAGCUGAUGAUGAUGAUGAUGAUGAUGAAGAUAAGAAGAAAGAUGACUCUCCUCCUUAUUUUAAUCUAAUAGAGAAAGGAUUUGUUUCUCAUCCUAAUGAAUUAGCAAGAAACUCAAGUACAUUACGGGGUGGGGAUUACAGUGCAUUUGCUGGUGAUCAUUCUCGCUCAUUUCGCUCCUACUCAUUAGACCACAGCCAAGAACAGGAAUCAGGGACUGUUAUUACUUUUGAAGACUUAAAGGAAGAAUCACUAGAUCCAUCUUCUGAGACUCCUCCUAGUACUACUAAUAAAACUGACCUCAUUCCGUCUUUUGAAGAAAUGAUUGGACAAGUCCAAACCUCCAGUGUUAAAGAAGAAGUUGCUAAUAUCCUCCAAUCUGCAAGUCCUGGGUUAACGGUGUCUAUAGAGCCUGGCUCAUACGAUGCUGAUUUAGGAUUUCUCUAGCACUGCAUCAGUGUGAGUGUGUUCUGUUGCUUCUUUUCAUCUCCAACUACUAAAAUCCUCAAUAUUAUUAUAAUCUUAAAUAUCCGUGUUCUAUUUGCUGUUAUGUGUCUCAGUGAUUUUUUAAUAAAUUAUUAUAAGCCCCACACAACGGGCCGGUUUUAUAAAACAAA